Linum tenue is the source of this 327-nucleotide messenger RNA. Lineage: Eukaryota; Viridiplantae; Streptophyta; Magnoliopsida; Malpighiales; Linaceae. The record is from the annotation of a GenBank genome assembly.
GUCGUCGCCAUCGUCAAUCGACGGCUGCAUCUCCCAGUCGCCCCCAUCCCCCUCUUUUCUUCGUGUUCGUCGCAAGCACAUCGUCCACUCUUCUCCGGUCGCAGAUCUGCGAUUUUCCCAAUUCUCGCCGGUUUUGAAGCUUUGCAAAAUCAAAACAAAAAUCGAGUGAAGUUUUAGAUCUGGGUGGAUUGGGAGGAAGAACUGGUGUCAGCAGGGUCGGUGGUGGAAGGUGGAGUGACGGAGUGUGAGGAGAUGAUAUGGGUUUGGAGUUGGGGUUGGUGGUGGAAGGAGAGGGAGAAGAGUUCGACAGAGGGAUAGAGGGGAAGG